Chrysochloris asiatica (Cape golden mole) is the source of this 6991-nucleotide messenger RNA. RefSeq names its product AF4/FMR2 family, member 4 (gene AFF4). Bases 352 to 3846 code for a protein of 1164 amino acids. The record is from RefSeq and is a predicted model, not a curated record. The transcript has 21 exons. Gene Ontology annotation, cellular component: super elongation complex; nucleus. NCBI's taxonomy places the organism in Eukaryota, Metazoa, Chordata, Mammalia, Afrosoricida, Chrysochloridae. Gene Ontology annotation, biological process: regulation of gene expression.
GGAGUCGAUCCGCGGCCGUCAGCGGACGGGGCGGGGAUCCGGGUGCCAGGUCCUCGCCAACCCGCCCCCGCCGCCUCCGUCUGCCGUCCAGGUUCUGCCCGACUGUCAUGGGUCGGGGCAGGAUCUCUGCCCGUUCCGUGUGAGGUGCGUUGCCGCCGCUGCCACCGCCGUCUUCGCUUUCCGAAGACUCCUCCCCACCUCCACUGCCACCGGAGCCCCUCGCCGUGGCCUGCCCGUCGCCGCCCCUGGGCAGGUUCGAAUGUGCGUCCGGUGAAGGUGCAGGUCCGGCGCCGCCGCCGCUGCCGCAGCCGGGAAAUGGUUCGGGCCUAGCGGAGCCGGGACUGGAGCAACAUGAACCGUGAAGACCGGAAUGUGCUGCGUAUGAAAGAACGGGAAAGGCGAAAUCAGGAAAUUCAGCAGGGCGAGGACGCCUUCCCACCUAGCUCUCCUCUCUUUGCUGAGCCAUACAAAGUUACUAGCAAAGAAGACAAGUUAUCAAGUCGCAUUCAGAGUAUGCUUGGAAACUACGAUGAAAUGAAGGAUCUCUUAGGGGACAGAUCUAUACCAAAGCUUGUUGCAAUUCCCAAGCCUACAGUACCACCGACAGCAGAUGAAAAAUCCAACCCAAAUUUCUUCGAUCAGAGACAUGGGAGCUCACAUCAAAGUAGCAAAUGGACUCCAGUAGGACCUGCACCCAGCACUUCUCAGUCUCAGAAACGGUCCUCAGGCUUACAGAGUGGACACAGCAGUCAACGGACCAGUGCAAGUGGCAGUAGCAGCACUAAUAGUAGUAGCCAGAGGCAUGACCGUGACUCCUAUAGCAGUAGUGGGAGCAGUAGCCGGAAAAAAGGCCAGCAUGGAUCAGAACACUCCAAAUCACGCUCUUCCAGCCCUGGGAAACCCCAAGCUGUUUCUUCAUUAAGCUCCAGUCAUUCCAGGUCUCAUGGGAAUGAUCACCAUAGCAAGGAACAUCAACGUUCCAAAUCACCUCGGGACCCUGAUGCAAACUGGGAUUCACCUUCCCGUGUACCUUUUUCAAGUGGACAGCACUCAAACCAGUCUUUCCCCCCUUCAUUGAUGUCAAAGUCCAGUUCAAUGUUACAGAAACCCACUGCCUAUGUGCGGCCCAUGGAUGGACAGGAGUCCAUGGAACCAAAGCUGUCCUCUGAGCACUACAGCAGCCAAUCCCAUGGCAACAGCAUGACUGAGCUGAAACCCAGCAGCAAAGCACAUCUCACCAAGCUAAAAAUACCUUCUCAACCACUGGAUGCAUCUGCUUCUGGUGAUGUGAGCUGUGUGGAUGAAAUUCUUAAAGAGAUGACGCAUUCAUGGCCUCCCCCUCUAACGGCUAUUCAUACGCCAUGCAAAACAGAACCUUCCAAAUUUCCUUUUCCAACUAAGGAGUCUCAACAGUCCAAUUUUGGCCCUGGAGAGCAAAAAAGAUAUAAUCCUUCUUCUAAAACGUCAAAUGGACACCAAUCUAAAUCUAUGUUAAAAGAUGACUUAAAACUAAGCAGCAGUGAAGACAGUGAUGGGGAACAGGAUUGUGAUAAGACAAUGCCAAGGAGUACACCAGGAAGUAACUCUGAACCUUCACACCAUAACAGUGAAGGAGCAGAUAAUUCCAGAGAUGAUUCAAGUAGUCACAGUGGAUCUGAAAGCAGCUCUGGAUCUGAUUCAGAGAGUGAAAGUAGUUCCAGUGACAGUGAAGCAAAUGAGCCAUCCCAAAGUGCAUCUCCUGAGCCUGAACCACCACCAACAAACAAAUGGCAACUUGAUAAUUGGUUGAAUAAAGUGAACCCACAUAAAGUUUCACCAGCUUCUUCUGUGGAUAGUAACAUUCCAUCGUCUCAAGGCUAUAAAAAGGAAGGCCGAGAACAGGGCACUGGGAAUAGCUACACUGAUUCAGGUGGACCUAAAGAAACAAGUUCUGCUACUCCUGGACGAGACUCCAAAACUAUCCAAAAGGGAUCAGAAGGUGGACGAGGGAGGCAGAAGUCUCCUGCACAGAGUGACAGCACAACACAGAGGCGAACUGUAGGCAAGAAACAACCCAAAAAGGCAGAGAAGGCCACUGCUGAAGAGCCUCGUGGAGGCCUAAAGAUAGAAAGUGAAACCCCAGUUGACAUGGCUUCCAGUAUGCCCUCCAGCAGACACAAGGCAGCCACCAAAGGCUCAAGGAAACCCAAUAUAAAGAAGGAGUCCAAAUCUUCCCCUCGACCUACAGCCGAGAAAAAGAAAUACAAGUCAACAAGUAAAUCUUCCCAGAAAUCAAGGGAAAUCAUAGAAACAGAUACCUCAUCCUCAGAUUCGGAUGAAAGCGAGAGCCUUCCUCCUUCUUCACAAACUCCUAAGUACCCUGAGAGCAGUAGGACUCCAGUUAAGCCCUCUUCAGUGGAGGAAGAAGACAGCUUUUUUCGGCAACGAAUGUUCUCUCCUAUGGAAGAGAAGGAACUUCUUUCACCCCUCAGUGAGCCUGAUGACAGGUAUCCACUUAUUGUGAAGAUUGACCUGAAUCUCUUGACUAGAAUACCAGGAAAGCCUUACAAAGAAGCUGAGCCGCCCAAGGGGGAAAAGAAAAAUGUGCCAGAAAAGCACACGAGAGAGGCCCAGAAACAAGCCUCAGAAAAGGGUUCCAACAAAGGCAAGAGGAAGCAUAAGAAUGAAGAUGACAGCCGAGCCAGUGAGAGCAAGAAACCCAAAACGGAGGAUAAGAAUUCAGCAAGCCACAAGCCAUCCAGCAACAGAGAGUCAUCUAAGCAGAGUGCUACAAAAGAAAAGGAUUUGUUGCCUUCUCCUGCUGGUCAUGUUCCUUCAAAAGAUGCCAAAACAGAGCAUGGCUCUCGGAAGCGAACUAUUAGUCAGUCUUCUAACUUAAAGCCAAGCAGUAAUAGCAACAAGGAGAACAGUGGCAGCAGCAAAAGCAGUUCGUCCACAUCAAAGCAGAAGAAGACUGAAGGGAAGACUUCCAGUAGCUCCAAGGAGGUCAAGGAUAAGGCUCCAAAUAACUCUUCUAACUGUCCGCCAUCUACACCAACUCCUGAUGCUUCUAAGCCUCGGAGAACAAAGCUUGCUUUUGACGACAGAAAUUACUCAGCAGACCAUUAUUUACAAGAAGCAAAAAAGCUAAAGCACAAUGCAGAUGCAUUGUCUGAUAGGUUUGAGAAAGCAGUAUACUAUCUUGAUGCUGUGGUAUCUUUCAUUGAAUGUGGGAACGCAUUAGAGAAAAAUGCUCAGGAAUCCAAGUCCCCAUUCCCUAUGUAUUCAGAGACAGUGGAGCUCAUCAAAUACACUAUGAAGCUAAAGAAUUACUUGGCUCCAGAUGCUACAGCUGCAGAUAAAAGACUCACAGUACUUUGCCUACGAUGCCAGUCAUUGCUGUACCUGAGGCUAUUCAAACUAAAGAAGGAGAAUGCUCUGAAGUACUCAAAGACACUGACAGAGCAUCUGAAGAAUUCUUACAAUAAUUCUCAAGCUCCAUCACCUGGCUUGGGAAGCAAAGCUGUUGGGAUGCCUUCCCCUGUGUCUCCAAAACUGUCGCCAGGCAAUUCAGGAAAUUACUCUUCUGGAGCCAGUAGUGCUUCAGCAAGUGGUUCUUCCGUGACCAUUCCACAGAGGAUCCACCAGAUGGCAGCCAGCUAUGUUCAGGUUACAUCCAACUUCCUCUAUGCCACUGAAAUUUGGGACCAAGCUGAACAGCUUUCCAAAGAACAAAAAGAAUUCUUUGCUGAACUGGAUAAAGUAAUGGGUCCUCUCAUCUUCAAUGCAAGCAUCAUGACAGACCUAGUUCGCUACACCCGGCAGGGACUGCAUUGGCUUCGCCAGGAUGCCAAGUUGAUAUCUUGAACUGAACACAUUCUUGUUGCCUCUGAUUUUCUCCACAACACUGUGUCACAUCACGAAGGAAAACUGCCAUACCAUGCCACCUAGUCGACACUAAGAUUGAGGAAUGGUUUUCUCCCUGCUGGGUCAUGUGUUGUUUUUUUAUAACCCCAAACUAUCAUGUCAGUUGAUCCCUUCAGUGUUCCCAGUAUGAAAAGUUAUUUAAAUAGUUUUCAAUCCACAGCACAUUGAUAAAGAUGGUUUCACUUAUCUGUAAUAAGAUGGAAAUUCCAGUUGCAACUUAUAACUAAUCAAUUGAAAUUCUAUUUAUUUUAAUUUUUUUUUUAAGUUCCCAGAUUGGGACUAGUUUGAAAGCUUAGUUAUUUCUACAUAUAAAUUGACUCUGUUGAAUAUUUAGCAUAAAUUUAAUGUAGGAACUUUUAUUUAUAUACUUUGCGAGCUUUGUUACCUUAUAGUGUCUUUUUGUGGUAACUCUUAACAAGAGAGUAAGAGUUGGUUCAUCUUAGAUAUGGACAGAUUCUUUCCACACCUACUACCUGAUGUUAUUUCAAAUCUUAACUACAGUUUUAUUGCAGAAUUUAUAUUUAGUAUUAAGGAUACUCUCCAUAUGAAAAAAAAUCACUUAAAUAUGAGAAGAUGGCACUGUACAUGGAUGAAAGAUUAAUGUGUCUGAUUUGGUAUGCAUUAUUUCAAGAACUGUGAAAUGUGUUAAUAACACUAAAACAAUCACAAGGUGACUAUAACUUGCAUUUAAUGCAUUAAAGAAGAGGGCAGGCAAACUUUCUAGAAGUACAUCAUACAAAGGGUUUCAUAAAUGGACAAUCUUGAAUUUUAUGGAUUUUAUUAAAACCCUGUGUCCUUUCUUGUUGUUAAUUGUUUGACACUUAAUUGAAAUAUAAUGAGUUACUGUUUAAAGAAGGAUGAAUCCAGCUCACAAGGGUCGCUGCCUAAUUCUAAUUGUUAAUAUAUGAAAGUUAAAAUAUCUCUUCAGAACUCUUACUGUCUUUUGUUUUUCCCAUGCUAGAUUAUUUCACUCUGAUAUGAGCAUGCAGUGACUGCUAUAGGAAGGGCUGGAGCUAUGUGUGUGUGUGUAUGUUUUUGCUGUACAGUUUAACAAUUCUAAUGCCUGAUGUAGACAUGGUGUAUUUCUCCUUUUAAACCUAGCUUAUAUUUACUCCCUUUUUAUUAUAAGGGCCUCAUGAGUGAUGUGUGUUUCUGAUGGGAGCAGAAAAGUCACACUAGAAAAAUAUCUAACUUGGUAUAAUGUGAGCUCUCGGGGAGAGGAGGCAAGCAGGGGUAUAGUUUAAGAAGCCAGCUUUGUAAGCAUUGUAUGAUCAAAUGACCUUUCCCUACAACGUACAUAUAGGAGUCAAAGGUGAGAAAUGUGCCCUUCUGUAUUUUGUUUAUAGUGCCCCUAUCAUGUCUGGUGUGCCUUAAAUCUUAUCUUUAGAUGAAGACUCUGGAUUGUUUACAAGCUGAAGUUUUAUACUAGGAACAAGUUGCCCAGCCAUACAAGGUUGGUCUUUUGAAGUAAUAAUGUUAAAUUUUUCUUUUCUUUUCAAUCUUACUUUGAAGUUACAUAUAGAUUAAUUCUUUCAGAAAAGGUAACACUUUGGAACAUGACUUAGUCUAACAUAGUGGGUUAUGUUACUUCAAACAAAAAUUGUUUUUCCUUCUCCCCCAUUCCAAAAAUGAAUCUAUCCAAUCAGAAAAAAAAAAGAUUAUCGUACUAUUUAGAGAUGAUUGCCAAAGGUCUAGAUGAGAAACAGAAAAAAAGGACAAGAAAUCUCCCAGUUCAGUGGUGCAGUGAAUCCUUUCUGUGAGUCUCUUCUGCACUUCUUUCUGAAGUUUGUAAACUCUCGUUGUUCAGCGGCUUCGUAUUUAUUGAGCUUCUUAACUGUUUUGUACCUCAAGUUGUCUUUUACAUAUCAUUGAAAAUUAAGAUCUACAAAUGAUGUUGAGUUAACCUUUUCCCCUUAGAGAAAUUGUCUCUAAUGCCUUCCUAAUUUAAUCUUACUAUGAGUUUUAGAACCAGUUUUUCCUAAGAGGACAUGAUAGUUAUUUAUUAAAAAAUUCACCACUGUUGAUCAAGUGGAUAUGUACCCUGUCCUCCUCUGAUUUCUCGGCCCUGAUUCCUCAAUUUGCAGCGAUGUCUUAGAAAUGAAAACAAACCAUCACUGAGGCUUCUAGACUCUCAGCAACAGCAGCCACUGGGGCGUCUUGAGUUCCAGUGCAUUCUGGUCUCGUGUGCCCUGAUGGGCAGCAGGAGCAUUUCUGGGAGCACACUGAUAAUUUGUUUAAGCAGAGUUUCCUGCAUGCUUUAUGGUGCUGCUCUAAGAUACUCUUUUUAAAAAAGUGUGUUAAUUCUUGGAGAAUGAAUUUUUCAUGAUUUAUAGUGGAGGAUUUUUCCCACCAGGUGAUAAUGGGCACUGGAUCAAAAGGUUAUCCUAAAUGAUUGACUUUCCAGUGUCAUAGUCUGUGGAAACACCACUCGCUCUCCUCCUGGUCCGUCUUCGCAAAUGUCAAUGUCAUCAUUUGCCCCAACACAUGCUUUGGAUUCCUAUACAGUCAACCAUUCCUCCCUCCUCAAUAGGUGUCUUCAAUGUUUUCUAACAGUUUAAAACUGAAAUUGAUAAGUGGCUAAAAACUUACUAUAGUCUUGAAACUUGUACUUAAUAUAUAGCUAGUUAUAGAAAUAGCAACUAUUUUAAAAAUUACUGUAUGGUGACUGCUCUUUAAGACCACACUUGUAUGCCAGGAGGCAGCAGCCUACAUCGGACUCGCUACAGGCAACCAACACACAGAUUGGGGUGGAUGAAGUUGGGGUGGAUGUCUUGCCAGCCUGGGCUGGGCUGUGGGGAACCCUGCCUUCCAGGUGAUUCACGCUUCCACAACCCAGCCCAAGCUCUAGUCUGGUUGGGGAACACCCAGCCCAUUUCUUGCCUCAAUGCCACCUUUUUCUGUGCAAGUAGCCAAGAAGUAACUUUAUAAGCCGUGAGUACUGGUAUGUUCAGAUACCUUUACAGCUAUAGCUGCUGAAGACUGGAGAACAUUGACCAGCACUGAUUUAAUUCUCCAAUGUAAAAGCAAUCUAGAGUAAUGUGUGUAUACACCCACACACGCUUCGUGCCUCUGGGGAGCUCUUGCA